Molecule: messenger RNA, 2625 nt
Organism: Talaromyces marneffei
Lineage: Eukaryota; Fungi; Ascomycota; Eurotiomycetes; Eurotiales; Trichocomaceae
Exons: 7
Coding region: 1-2625 (874 amino acids)
Biological process (GO): transmembrane transport; intracellular iron ion homeostasis; intracellular copper ion homeostasis
Cellular component (GO): endoplasmic reticulum; Golgi apparatus; fungal-type vacuole
Molecular function (GO): voltage-gated chloride channel activity
Source: RefSeq, a predicted model, not a curated record
AUGACCCUCCCUCACGCAUCAUCCAGCUCCGCACAGCCUCAUGGUUUCCUCUCUCCUAUCGAUCCACCAGGUCGACUAUCGCGCCGGCUUUCUGGUUUCUCGGUAUCAGAUCAGAGCGACAAUGGGGCUGGAGACGGAGCAGCUACAACGAACCAUCCAACUCCAGCGGUGACGGAAGAGAUCAAUGAGAUCAAACGAUACGAAGAUUUUACAACGAUUGACUGGGUGCAAGAUGAGGUGCAAGAGCAGAUUCGUCGUCGGGCUCGAAGGAGAGAAGGUCAUGGCUUUUGGGAUCAAGAGGGAACUUUUGGUUGGCGCCGGAAGCUAUGGGAGUCCUACGAUGCAGGUCAAGCCUGGCUCGUUGUGACGCUCGUUGGUGCGGCGAUUGGACUGAAUGCUGCUUUUCUCAAUAUCGUCACGGAGUGGUUAUCGGAUAUCAAGCUUGGAUAUUGCAGUACAGGGUUCUACUUGAAUGAGCAAUUUUGUUGUUGGGGUGCGGAUGGCGGCUGUCCGGAGUGGCACCGAUGGGGUGGAAAUGCCUUGUUCAACUAUAUAGUAUACUUUCUUUUUGCGGUAACAUUUGCUUUUAUGUCUGCUUUCCUGGUCAAGUCAUUUGCGCCGUACGCAGCGGGCUCUGGAAUUUCAGAAAUCAAAUGUAUCAUAGCUGGGUUUGUGAUGAAGGGGUUCCUGAGUGCAACUACUCUCUCCAUAAAAUCAAUUGGCCUACCGCUUUCGAUCGCGUCCGGACUGUCAGUUGGGAAAGAAGGACCUAGUGUACACUACGCUGUGUGUACUGGAAAUGUGAUUUCACGAUUUUUCAACAAAUACAGAAGAAACGCUGCCAAAACGAGGGAAAUUUUGACCGCUUCGGCUGGUACUGGCGUUGCAGUGGCUUUUGGCAGUCCAAUUGGUGGAGUGUUGUUUUCUCUCGAGGAAAUGUCGACUUCUUUCCCGCUUAAAACUCUUUGGAGAAGCUACUUUUGUGCCUUAAUAGCAACUGGCGUGUUAGCGGCAAUGAACCCCUUUAGGACCGGUCAGCUAGUCAUGUUCCAGGUCAAAUAUGACCGUACCUGGCAUUUCUUCGAGUUAAUAUUCUUCGUGAUUCUCGGUGUCUUUGGUGGCUUAUAUGGAGCUCUUGUCAUAAAAUGGAACCUACGAGUAGCAGCUUUCCGCAAAAAGCACCUUGGACCUUAUCCUGUGACAGAAGCAGUGGUCCUUGCUGGCGUGACCGCAUUACUCUGCUAUCCAAACAUUUUCCUCAGGAUCAACAUGACACAAGCUAUGGAGGUGCUAUUUCGAGAAUGCGAAGGUGACAAUAACUAUGAAGGUAUUUGCGAGAAACAAAACCGCUGGUCGAUAGUGUUCUCGCUCCUCAUUGCUACCAUUCUUCGUGUUUGCCUAGUCAUCGUUUCCUACGGAUGCAAAGUUCCUGCCGGUAUAUUUGUCCCCUCAAUGGCGAUAGGCGCAUCAUUUGGAAGGAUGGUUGGGAUUCUUGUUCAAGCUUUGCAUGAAUCGUUUCCGGAUUCUAGUUUCUUUGCUGCCUGUGAGCCGGACGUUCCUUGCAUCACACCUGGGACAUAUGCUUUUCUAGGUGCCGCUGCAGCACUUAGUGGCAUUAUGCAUCUUACCGUGUCUGUUGUGGUCAUCAUGUUUGAACUUACCGGCGCUUUAGUUUACAUUCUCCCGACUAUGAUUGUUGUUGGAGUUACCAAGGCUGUUAGUGAACGUUUCGGACAUGGUGGCAUUGCAGAUCGGAUGAUCUGGUUCAAUGGAUUCCCAUUCCUCGACAAUAAAGAAGAACAUGUCUUCAAUGUCCCCGUCUCACGCGUCAUGACUGGAAGUCCUCUCUCUCUGCCAGCUUCUGACUUGCCUGUCCGUGAAGCAGAACACUUGUUGAACGACAACAAAUUCCAAGGCUUCCCGAUUGUCGAGGACCGAACAAGUAAAACCCUGGUCGGAUACAUUGGCCGUACAGAGCUUCGCUACGCCAUCAACAAGGCGAGACGCGUGCAGCCACUAUCGCCGAAUGCUACAUGCAUAUUCACGCACGAGACCACAUCAACUACGAGCAGGAUGCACAGUCCGGCCCCCAGAACACCAGGCCCAUACCUGGAUGCCCCGCAGACAUUCGAGGAAUUGGAAAACGCGACCGGAUCAAAAACCGUAGAUUUUACGCCGUAUGUUGACCAUACUCCGCUCUCCGUACACCCUCGACUCCCUCUCGAGACCGUUAUGGAACUAUUCAAGAAGAUGGGGCCGCGUGUUAUCCUAGUUGAGCAACGUGGUAAAUUGAUGGGUCUAGUCACAGUCAAGGACUGUCUCAAGUAUCAAUUCAAGGUCGAAGCGCAGGAGAAUGCAACCACAGCAAACGGGUCAACUGCAGCUGGAAGUCACGACGAAAAUGAAGCGGCGGUCGCCACACUUGAAGAGAAAGUGUGGGCCUUUUUGCAAAAAGUAGGCCAAACACUCCGACUCAUCCGGACUCGGAGCAUCAGGCUUAAUGGAUCUUCGAGGUUGAGACAUGGACGGAAUGAGCGCCCUGAGAAUACAGAUGAGCAUGAAUAUGGUAUUCUUGAAGGUACCGAGGAAGACAAUCCUUUGGAACUAGAAGAUCGGGUUAGAUGA